Molecule: messenger RNA, 5784 nt
Organism: Nerophis lumbriciformis (worm pipefish)
Lineage: Eukaryota; Metazoa; Chordata; Actinopteri; Syngnathiformes; Syngnathidae
Gene: ttll10
Product: tubulin tyrosine ligase-like family, member 10
Biological process (GO): protein polyglycylation
Molecular function (GO): protein-glycine ligase activity, elongating
Source: RefSeq, a predicted model, not a curated record
UUGCAAGGGACACACCUGUAAGCGCCAGGGGCCAAAGAGAUUGGCUGCAACUUGAAAAUUACACCUGUGGGGGGAAAGAGGAGGAGGGUGAGUCGGACUACAUGUAAACCAAACCCUUUACAAAUUCUGCCUCUGUCUUCUCGAGGAGCUUAACAGUCCAACAACCACCAAAGAGAACACUCGGAAAGAAGAAACUUCUGCUUUCAGCAACGGGAAGAUACCUGAUAGGCUUUUUCUUCCGGGGUUUGGCUCUUCUUCUCAAGUCUACCGGAAAGGGAUUGGCAUCUUCCUCCCUCCGAAGCGCCACGCCAGUGUCCUUCAGCAGGAGCAGGAAAGACGAGGACUAAAGCCCCAACACAAUGAUGCCUCUUGUAUUGGGUUUCCAGCUCGGUGACCACACCUGGGAAAGGCUGGGUAAAUUCGCCAACGUGAUACCUUCUUUGUCUUCUGUCAAGACGGUGAGCUGCGGUCACAACUUGUUGCUCGGCGACGCUGUUGUUCAGACUUUAUGGACAUUUGUUAGUCUUGUGUGAUCGGUUAUAUCUGGGGGUGGGAGGGAACGAGUUAGGUGAUCGCAGAAAACAACGCUAGGGGUAGUUUCGGCGGAAAGCAAAAAUAACGCGUAUCAAAUUCCAGCCUCAUUUGAGCAGAAAGAAAGACGAGGAAACAAUAGAAGCCAACGAUCAUUCCUAAACUGGAUAGACCAGUUGGGGCAGGUAAAGGCAAACUGCCAGACUUGUCAGAGGACACGAAGAUAGAAGCUGAAUGCUUCUCUUAGAACAUACAAGGCUCAACACCAGGAAUCAUCAAGCCAACUGACGGUGAGGAACACUUUUACUGGUGACUGAAUAACGAAGGACAAUCAGCCUUAGCAUGCUAGUGCACACUGUAGUAUUAUAUAACUUAUUACGCAACUUGCUUACAACCUGUGAACUGUGACGCUAGUUAUCUUUUCAGGUCAUCGUGCUGCAUUUCUUCCUCAGCCUAUAAAAAAAGUCUUGGUCUUGGCAAAGGUUGUCUCAUAUAUUUUGGAUAAAAGAAAAAGGAAGUGGCGGCGUGCCGGACUUAAAAUGUCCGCUCAUCGCUUUUCUUUGCCUCGGAGGAUUGAGUGCGAGUUGAGACAAACAGCAGCGUCAGACCUGUACAGCGGGGAUUUUCCACUACUGGACAGUCGAUUCAUUAUUUAGUGUGCUCCUCGCUUAUAUUUAUUCAGAUUAGUAUCGAGGAAGUGUUGAGAAAGGCAACUGCAAAAAAUGGAGGGAAAAUGUCGACCGUGUACAGUAAACUGUAGAGCGGAGGCUGCAGCUCGAGGUGGAAGAUUGUGAUUGGCGGACAGGGAGAGAAGCUGCAGGUCACAUGAGCUCGACCACCAGGCGGGAAGCAAAGAAUACAUUUCAAUGUUAACUUUAAGGAUUUUGAGGCUAGUUUAAAGUUAAAAGUUAAAGUGCCAAGGAUUGUCACACACAAAUUAGGUGUGGUGAAAUUUGUCCUCUGCAUUCGACCCAUCACCCUUGAUCACCCCCUGGGAGGUGAGGGGAGCAGUGAGCAACAGCGGUGGCCGCGCCCGGGAAUCAUUUUGGUGAUUUAACCCCCAAUUCCAACCCUUGAUGCUGAGUGCCAAGCAGGGAGGUAAUGGGUCCCAUUUUUUAUAAUCUUUGGUAUGACUCGACCGGGGUUUGAACUCAGAACCUUCCGAUCUCAGGGCGGACACUCUAGCAUUGUUUGUUGGAGUUGACAAGGUUUUAGCCUUUAAAUACGCAUACAAUUUUAAAUACAUGAUGCUUGGGAGUCAGUUUCCUCUGCAAUAUAUACUUGAGUUUUGCAUUAACACUGCUUUUUUUUUUUGUAACUUGACGACAAAAUAAGACCAAAAACAAAUGUCCAUUUCAGAGGACAGUGUUUCUCAGGAGAAUAUGGUAUUAUUACUUAAAGCCAAUUAAGAUAAUGUAAAUUAAUUUCAACCAAGACUGUAAUUUUAGCAUCUGUAGCAAAACACGCAGUCAAUUAACAAAGGUACUGUACUCGGUUGUUUCAUCAGAGGGAAGCAACAAGUAAAGUGAAUUUAGCAAAAUGGGAGGAGCAAUCAGUGCCAGAUGGAAAUGCAUUAGGGAUGCAAAGCACCAUCAGUGUUUGUUAGAUAGGAUGCUUACUAGGACAUUGAUUGGUUGUGUGGAGGCCCAGUAAGGUGGUGCCCUGAUAAAAGUCCACACUUAAGUAGAGUUUUGGGUUUCCCUUCCAUUGUUUUCUCCCACAAAGCCAGCAACUAUUGAUUAAGGGCCAGGCCAGUUUACCUAUCAGGUUGUGGAGUCACAUUCCAGCACAGGGGGCAGAGUUACCUGAUCACGCCUCACUUCCAGCAGACUAAAAGCGUGGGCAGCCAUGACUGGUUAAGACUCCCCCUCCCCAUGUCCCCAGCGGAGCUCCGUGUUCUGCAAUCGGACAGACGUUUUUUUUAUUUAUUUAAUAACAGACAGCAAAAAGAGGAAGUAAGAAGUAUGAAGGGAAGUUAAUGGACGUGAGGGCGGGCACUUUCGUCGGAAAGGUGCUCCACUUUGACCAGCUGAAGGUGAUGUCAUCGGAAAACCUCGUGAAGCCCUGCGAUGAGGCCCAAAAUAGUGAACUGGAGGAAGACCUAUCUCCAACUCAGGAUGUAAUAAAGACGUCAGAAGAUGGACUGAUGAUGAAGGUCCUGGAGGAGGAGAUGCAGUCUGGUUGUGUCAAAAGAAGAUUUAAGUACAAGAGGAGGAGGUACCGACAUAAGUGUGUCCCCAGAAGCCUGCAGAUGUUCCCCUGCAGUGGCAAGGUGGAGGAGCAGGAUGAAGAGGAGCCCCAAGGUGCUGGACCUUUCUUCUUCAUUGGAGGAGCCAACGGUGCAGAAAUAGUGAGCGCCUACUGUGAAAAGAGAGGAUGGAAGAGAAUCUACAACAAGCACACAGCCGACUUCAAACUCAAGUGGUGUGAGAACAAAUCUCCGUCCACCUACCGCAACUUCAGAAAAGGUGAACAGCUGGUGUAUCAGAUCCCCAACAACAAUGUGCUCACCACCAAGAUCGGCCUGCUCAGCAGUCUAAGAGAGUACGACCGAGUCAGCAGCAAAGUCAAGCACAGCCGAGCACUCAGGAGGCUGAAAAUCGAGGAGUUUAUUCCCACCACCUUCCGUAUGGACGUAAAACAAGAGCGAGAGGAUUUCUUCGCACAGCAGGGAGGUGUGAGCAACAAUCAUGGUCAAAUGUGGAUCUGCAAGCCUACUGCUCUAAACCAGGGCAGGGGGAUCUUCCUGCUGAAGAGCCUGCAGGACGUCGUCGCCUUCAAAGUGAAGCUGCAGGACAUUGAGGACCGACGGGCCAAAGCAAAGACUCUUCAACGCCAGCCUCAGGCCUACAUUGUCCAACAUUAUAUCCAGAGGCCGCUGCUGUUAAAAGGGAAGAAGUUCGACGUGCGCUCUUUCCUCUUGAUCGCCUGCACGUCACCUUACAUGGUCUUCUUUCACCACGGUUACGUGCGACUCACCUGUGACCUCUAUGACCCCAGCUCCAAAAACCUCUCGGCCCACUUGACCAAUCAGUACAUGCAGAUGAAGAACCCUCUGUACAGCCAGGUGAAGGAGGACACGGUGUGGUCCAUGGAGAGCUUCAAUGCGUACGUCAACGACCGCUUUCAGGUUGCCAAGCGUCUACCAAGGGACUGGGUGCUGGGCGCCUUCACUAGGCGCAUGCAGCAGAUCAUGACACAAUGUUUCUUUGCUGCCAAAUCCAAGCUUGAUUGCAGACUGGGCUUCUUUGACCUGAUUGGCUGUGACUUCAUGGUGGACGAGGACUUCAAGGUUUGGCUCUUGGAGAUGAACUGUAAUCCAGCUCUUCACAUCAACUGUGAGGUGCUGAGGGAGGUCAUACCCCCCGUUGUGGUGGAGACACUAGAUGUGACUCUGGAAAUCUUCCACAAGCGUCUUCUCAGGCAGCGUAUCCUUCCUUUAGCCAGUCGGAGGGGCUUUGUGCUCUUGUACGACGGACCCGAUAGCUCCGCUCUGACUUGCAAGAGAAGGCAUCGUAGACGGAAACGGAAACAAUCGUAAAGUCACUACGAAGAUCCAACCCCGCAACUCAGUGGGCAGAGCUUCAGAUGGCAACAUCGGCCCAAACAAGAACGGUCGUUCUCGAAUGGAGCUCAAACGGAGUACGUUCACUCUGCAGCGUCCUUCACAGGAUGCAGAUGUGCUGAAACAAACGCUUAGCAUGCACAUCUACCGUGUUGCUGACUUACACUGACCUGUGACAACAACUAACCCUCUUCUAAUGUAUACUAAUGGGAGGCACAAAAAAAUAAUGCAAACAUAUAUAUUUUAAAGCAACAAUAUACCAUAACUGAUCUAAAAUAACAUAAGAUUAGAUUUUGAAUAUCCAAAAGUUUUGCCACCAAGCUAAUUAUUAAUUAAACAAUACUAAUUUGUUUUCGAAAGACUUGUGUCCACUGUGCGGGGAGUAUCUUUAAAUAUUUCAGGAAAAGAUUGGAACCAAAAGGUCACAUGGUAUCUUUUUUUCCUGGUGCUGUUUCAUACCCAAAUGUAAUAAGUAACUACAGUCACUUUAUUUAACGGACAAUUUCCAUAUCUAUGUUUUACAACACAUGCGAGUUAUACCGUUUAAAAUUUGAAAAGAGUAACUAUUAUACAGCAGGCUUGCUUGCGGAGCAAUAGCGGCCUCUAGUGCUACAAAGCAGCAAUUGCAUCAUUGCAUUUUGAUACUGUACGUGUGUGACUAUUAUUCUCACACACUGGUAUUGUAUUUUGAAGAAAAGCAACCAUUAUUAUUUCAAAAUACAGUAUUCAAAAAUGUGUAUGUAAAAAAGUCAAAUUACUUUUUAGGGUAAGCGGUACAAAAUGAAUGGAUGGAUGGACUUUUUAGGGUACUAAAUUACAGUACUGUGUUUAGAAAAUAAUUGUGUACCGUAGAUUCCAAUAUUGUUUAUUCCGACAAAAUAAAUUGGAUUGAAUAUUGAACAAAUUAACAAAUUAAAAACCUGAUUUAUUUUUAAAUAUUUUGGAAAAGAAAAUGAAUAUACAGUAAUAUAAUUAUAACAAAUUGGUCAGGUGCAGUGGAAGAAUGGCCGUGCGCGACCCGAGGGUCCCUGGUUCAAUCCCCACCUAGUACCAACCUCGUCAUGUCCGUUGUGUCCUGAGCAAGACACUUCACCCUUGCUCCUGAUGGGUGCUGGUUAGCGCCCUGCAUGGCAGCUCCCUCCAUCAGUGUGUGAAUGUGUGUGUGAAUGGGUAAAUGUGGAAGUAGUGUCAAAGCGCUUUGAGUACCUUGAAGGUAGAAAAGCGCUAUACAAGUACAACCCAUUUAUUUAUUUAUUAUGUCUUUCUGUUAGCUAAACUACAUUGUCUAGCAGUGUCUGUAUGAGUUAUUUAGUUACAUUAAAUACAGCAGGGCCGGUCCGUGGCAUAGGCCGUAUAGGCAAAUGCUAAGGGCGCCGUCCAUCAGGGGGCGCCAUGCCAGUGCCACAAAUGUUGGAGAAAAAAAAAAAAAAAAAAAAAGUUGUUACUAUUAUUUCUAAAUACAAAAAAUAAUCUCACGUUAAUUAAAAUGCAAAGGAAAGCCUAUUUAAUAGCAAUAUUAUUUGUUACAACAUUACGCCCCCCCUCCUCCCCCCGCACGGUGCGCCCCCUCCCUUCCCGUAUCAUGACUCUUUUUGGACGUCACCACAUCAAAAAACCAACACAAGAUGUCAAAACGGCCAAAACUGUCAGGUGCCCAGGGAAGAAAAAAGAGAAAAGAAGAGGAGGAG